This is a messenger RNA of Anastrepha ludens (Mexican fruit fly), 1130 nucleotides long. RefSeq lists its product as uncharacterized. The transcript is spliced from 2 exons. Lineage: Eukaryota; Metazoa; Arthropoda; Insecta; Diptera; Tephritidae. The record is from RefSeq and is a predicted model, not a curated record. Bases 55 to 1065 code for a protein of 336 amino acids. Gene Ontology annotation, molecular function: zinc ion binding; nucleic acid binding.
GAUACUGCAAAAAAUGUAGCUGCCAAUGCAGCGGUCAAUGAAGCAGGGAAUACAAUGGCAAAUUUAGUGGACAAUAGUGCAGAAAAAAAGGCGUACUACAAGGUAGAGGACAACGGUGAGAAGGUACAGCAAUGGCAAGGUGACACGGUCGUGGAAGUCACUGACGACGACGGCGCGGUUCGUGUGCAAAAGGCGUUAGCACGUAUAUGUAGCGGUACAUUCGGAGACCGUUUAACGAGAAACAGCGACGCCAAAGAAAAAAACGGUAUGUCGAACAGUACAGUAGAAGACAGCAUAAAAAUUUCACUGCUGCAGAGAGAAAUUGAGCUGCUGAAGUUACAAAAGGCUCAAUUGGAACGAGAGAAAACAAUAAGCAAAGUAGCGACUGAAGGUGUAGCGUUUGAGACAUUGAAGGACGUAAUACCUGCGUACGAUGGCGGCGACGGGUUCAAAGCCUGGCAUAACCAGUUGCUGCAUUUGCGCGAGGUAGUACAAGUAAACGACGCUGUGCUAGGAGUCGUUAUUCACACCAAGCUAAAAGGUGCAGCCCUGGCGUGGUACAACGCAAAGCCUAUGUUUCCUAAAAAGGUUGACGAAUUGCUACGUGAGAUGGAGUCAGUGUUCGGGGCAGGUGAGAGUAAGCUUGAUCGCCGCAGAAAAUUCGAGAAGAGAAUGUGGUCAUCCGAAGAAAGCUUCGCCAACUACUUCAACGAUAAAUGUUUGCUGGGCGGCGAACUGAACUUGGGUGAUGAGGAACUCGCAGAUUACCUCAUAGAAGGCAUUCCUGAUAGACAACUCCGCAAUCAGGCCAGGUUACAAAACUUCACCACAGCCAACGACGUACUAAGGGCGUUCCGCUCUAUAAGUCUACCAGAGCAUACGGAACCAAAACAACGAACGGUCGAAAGGAUGCGGUGUUACAACUGCAAUUGCUCGGGUCACUAUGCUAAAGAUUGUCGGAAACCGAAGAGGGAAGCUGGUUCCUGCUUCGCUUGUGGACAGCUAGGCCAUUACGCAGCGGAGUGCAAACAACACAAAAAAAACAAGAACACGUUUAAUGUUUAGUCGACUCAGGAAGCCCAGUCAGCCUGAUUAAGCAAGUUCUAGUACCAGCAGGAGCAAAAUUAGAA